Coccidioides immitis RS is the source of this 1827-nucleotide messenger RNA. Its product is annotated as NAK protein kinase. NCBI's taxonomy places the organism in Eukaryota, Fungi, Ascomycota, Eurotiomycetes, Onygenales, Onygenaceae. Bases 343 to 1605 code for a protein of 420 amino acids. Gene Ontology annotation, molecular function: protein serine/threonine kinase activity; ATP binding. Gene Ontology annotation, biological process: protein phosphorylation; regulation of vacuole fusion, non-autophagic; vacuolar protein processing. The record is from RefSeq and is a predicted model, not a curated record. Gene Ontology annotation, cellular component: Golgi apparatus; cytoplasm. The transcript has 3 exons.
CUUUACAGCUCGGAUUCGGGGGGGUCGUCGGUUGAAUCUCGUGCAUUUUCAGCCCGGGUCGCCAUCAUCGGCGGACUCGGCCGUUGCACCCUCAGCCACGCUUCCGUCAUCCCCUGCGGCUCUCUCGAUAUCCUUCGUCUCGGAUAUGAAGUGAGAAGAGACGCCGAUUGUUAUUUCCUCUGACUGAUUUGAUCAUUGACCUCAGUCGCUUUUACCAUCCGGCCGGCCCUUCCGCGACACCCGCUUUUACAAUCCUUCACGGUUCCGGAGUCCUUAAGAGCUCCGCCAGAUCGAUUGUCAAACCGCUCCCUUGGAUGUACCUCCCAUACGACCUUGCUCAAGAUGGCCCAAUACUUCUACGACCUCCUUUAUACCUUCACCGAUUGCAUGUCCUGCUUUCCGAGCUCCCCGCAGCUGAAGAUCAAUAACCGGAGUUUCAAGCUUCUACGUUUACUCGGCGAGGGUGGAUUUUCCUAUGUUUACCUCGUCCAGGACAAGAGCACAUCGGAGCUCUUCGCCCUUAAAAAGAUCAGGUGCCCUUUCGGCCAAGAAUCGGUAUCCCAGGCUCUGAAAGAAGUCGAAGCCUAUACGUUAUUCGUCGACAAUAGUAAUAUCAUUCACUCUAUUGACCAUUGCGUUGCGACCGAGUCAGGGUCGAAAUUCCGUUCAGAUGGAGGGGAUGCAGGGUCUAAAACGGUCUACAUUCUUCUGCCAUAUUACCAAAAUGGAAACCUUCAGGAUGCCAUCAAUGCAAACAUUGUUAACCAUACUCAGUUCCCCGAGAAGGAACUCAUGAUCAUAAUGCUGGGUGUGGCCAAGGCCCUGAAGGGUAUGCAUCAGUAUCGGAUUAACAGCGGUGCAACACCGGCCAAGAAGGCGAAGCUUGUUAGGCAAGAAGGAAAAGCGGCGGACGCACCAAGAAGGAAGCAAAUGAGAAAAGGAAGCCAGAUAGAUGAUGAAGAUAUAGAACAGGAGCCACUUAUGGACGGCGAGGUCACCAGGAGCCAGGAAGGAAUGGAAGAAGGUGACUAUCGGCCGUAUGCCCAUCGCGACAUCAAGCCAGGAAACAUUAUGCUUGACGACGAUGGUAAGACCCCCAUUCUCAUGGAUUUGGGUUCAAUGGCUCCCAGCCCAAUCGCGAUCACCUCUCGAUCUCUCGCCAUUGCUGUCCAGGACACGGCUGCCGAACAUAGCACCAUACCUUAUCGCGCGCCUGAGCUAUUUGACGUCAAGACUGGCUCUAUUAUCGAUACCAAAGCGGAUAUAUGGUCAUUCGGCUGUACAUUAUAUGCUUGCCUUGUCGGGAAAAGCCCUUUCGAGGCACGCAGUGACGAAACAGGGGGCAGCCUUAGUAUGUGUAUUCUGGGCGGAGAUUGGAGAUUCCCGGACGAGAAGACAGGCACUGUCCAAGGGAAAAGCAAAGUGUCCCCAGCGAACGGAGCAUCGGACGAGUCAACAAGGGAGAGAAGCGCCAUUAGCCGGGAGGUGAAAGAAGUAGUCCGGCGUUGUUUACGUGUAGAACCCUCUGAACGACCAGAUAUCGAUGAGCUAAUCGAAAUCAUACAGCAGACUAUUCAGGCGCUUCCUGGCAGUACCGGAGUGUGAUCGUGUACUUCCGGAAUUUGGGACCUUUUUCUUUUCCUCCACUGUGUUUGGAGUUACGAGGCGUUUGUCUGCCGGAACUGUUUGAAUAGGCUUUUGGAACGACUUCUCUUUUAAAUUGGUGACUCGGCGUCAUAGCACUGGCUGCUUUCCCGACCCUCAAUUAAAUUUAUAUAUGUAUACUUGAUGUGACUACGUUUCCUUUUACCCGGGUUGACUGACCUC